GAUCAGAUCUUCAACAACUAAACAGUAGAGAGGAUACAAAUCUCAGAAUGCCAGAGUUCCAGCUUCUGAUGAUCACCGUGGCUGGGAUGCUACUCAUCUCUGUGGGACCUUGUGCGGGCUUUCGGAUCACAGGAAAUGUUGCAUUGAAAAGUGUGACCUACCAGUCCAUUGACUCGUUGAACGGAAACACGGCUUUCAAAGCUGUUGAUGGAAACCGAGCAACAAAUUUAGCAAAUGAUUCCUGCACUUACAUAACUGCAAAAAGAACCCCCUGGUGGAGAGUAACCCUGCAAAAACCAUACAAAAUUGUCAUGGUUUCAAUCACCACCGGGGGCGACUGUUGUGCUGAUAGGAUCAAUGGAGCCGAGAUUCGUAUUGGCAACAGUCUUAUCAACGACGGCAACCAGAAUCAGCUGGUUGCAAGAGUAUAUUCCAUGCUGCCUGGGAAAACACAGAAGUUCAAGUUCAGCCCUGUAGACGGACAGUAUGUUAAUGUGGUCCUACCAGGAGAGGACCGCAUUCUGACAUUAUGUGAAGUAGAAGUGUACGCAGUCUCUGAAGACAUGGUAGCAAUGAUACAGUCCAAUAUGAUCAAUGUGGCACCGAACGGACGAGCCACCCAGUCCAGUGUGAAUCAAGGUUCUACAAUGUGCCUGAGUCUUGCACAAAAUGCCAUUGAUGGGAACCGCCAAUAUGAUCUAUUCAAAGGCUCUUGCACUCAAACAGACACUGAAAGUAAUCCCUGGUGGAGAGUGGAUCUGAUCAAGACAUAUACAAUUGCAUCAGUGGCUCUUACCAACCGCGGCGACUGCUGCUCUGAACAACUGAACGAAGCGGUGGUUCACAUUGGAGAUUCACUAAUGUCUGAGGGCCGUGAAAACCCAGUGUGUGUUAAAGUGUCCUUCAUCCCUGCGGGAGGGACUGGGAUGUUCAGAUGUGAUGGUGUACUUGAAGGCCGUUAUGUGACCGUAGCUCUUCCAGGAGAAAACAGGACUCUGAGCUUGUGUGAAGUAGAGGUGUUUGGGAUCCCAACUGAGUAAUAUAGAUAAUGCAUCUUUUAAGCAGGCAAAUAACAUCCUACCAUAUUCCUACCGUGUAUUGCUUAAUAAUUUGUAGUCUGAUAAUAUUUUUAUAAUUCUAUACCUGUUACAAGUAUUUGCAUGGGAAACAGAACUGUUGUCUUAAAUGCUCAAAGUAACAUGAAAAUAAAAUUUCUACUUUGCUUUAAUACAAACUGUGCAUUCAUACCAGCCACUUGAUGUCACUAUUGCUUUAACUUCACUUGAAAUAGGAAAUAUUAAGAAACUUCUCAAAAAUAAAU
Molecule: messenger RNA, 1321 nt
Organism: Labeo rohita (rohu)
Lineage: Eukaryota; Metazoa; Chordata; Actinopteri; Cypriniformes; Cyprinidae
Source: RefSeq, a predicted model, not a curated record